Messenger RNA from Capronia coronata CBS 617.96, 1338 nucleotides. RefSeq lists its product as uncharacterized. Bases 1 to 1338 code for a protein of 445 amino acids. The transcript has 2 exons. The record is from RefSeq and is a predicted model, not a curated record. NCBI's taxonomy places the organism in Eukaryota, Fungi, Ascomycota, Eurotiomycetes, Chaetothyriales, Herpotrichiellaceae.
AUGGCCAACGUGUAUAACAGUCAACUUGAUGCGUUUGAAAUCUACCACCAGGUCCAAGAGGAGAACGACCGAUCGCGGGCUCCAACAGGGAAGGCUCCUCUUCUCGAAGCCCUUGGGCAUGCCGUCGCUGGAUCUGCCGGUGCAGCCAUUUCCAGCGCGGCGCUCUAUCCGAUCGACUUGAUCAUAACGCGACUCCAAAUCCAACGCCAGUUGCGAAAAGACCAGUCACAGCCCGCCGCGGACGAAUACAAGAGCUUUGCGGAUGCGGUUGAGAAGAUCUACAACAAUGAAGGCGGUGUAGCUGGACUCUACACGGGGCUUUUGCAGGCCACGGGCAAGACCAUCGCCGACUCGUUCAUCUUCUUCCUCACCUACAGUUUCCUCCGCGAUAGGAGGUUGGCUGUGCGCGGAAAUGCCAAGUCACUGCCUACCAUUGAGGAGUUGGGCGUAGGGUUUGUCGCGGGCAGCUUGACCAAGCUCGCCACGGCGCCUAUCGCAAACAUUGUCACGAGAAAACAGGCGGCGGCCCUGCUUGCGGCCCGGGAUCCGGAUAGAGGUCCAUUUCAGGUUCCAAGUGCGCAACAGAUCGCGAGGGACAUAUACGACGAGAAGGGCCUCGCUGGCUUCUGGUCGGGGUACUCUGCUUCUCUGGUCUUGACCCUCAACCCUUCCAUCACCUUUUGUCUCUUUGAAACCUUGAAGAAGGUGUUCCUGCCGCAUCAUCGGAGAGCACAUCCUCCGGCGUCAGUGACGUUCUUCCUGUCCGCUUUCAGCAAAGCGUGCGCAAGUUCCGUCACGUAUCCUUUCAGUCUGGCCAAGACGCGUCUCCAGGCUGGUACGAAGCGUGAAGAAAGUGAUGAACAGAAGGUGACGGGGGCAGACAUUGAAAGCGAAAGAACGAGAAAGGCAGCCCGUGCAACGAUCUUCAGUACCGUUAUGACCAUCGCCCAGACCGAGGGUGCCGGGGCUCUUUACGAGGGGCUGUAUGUCGAGAUUCUUCGGUCUUUCUUCAGCCACGGCAUCACCAUGUUGGUCAAGCAAGUGAUACAACGCUUCUUGGUGCGUGCGUAUUAUAUCUCCUCCAUCAUCCUCGGGAGAUACAAGCGGAAAGCGAGUUCGAAGCGGCUGGCCCAACGGGCCAAAUCGAGCGUCGAAUAUUACAACCUCGCAAUGGCGCGUGCGAGCGAGAAACUCGACGAGGCUACGCAGGCCGUCAAAGGAAGGGCCAAUGAAACAGCCGAAUUUGUAAGCGAGUGCGUCGAGGAAGAGGCAGGCGAAUGGCGUGAACUCUAUGGGACAACAGGACUGGCCAAGUGGCUCGACAGUGAACGCCACUAG